Molecule: messenger RNA, 868 nt
Organism: Bufo bufo (common toad)
Lineage: Eukaryota; Metazoa; Chordata; Amphibia; Anura; Bufonidae
Gene: GMFB
Product: glia maturation factor beta
Exons: 7
Coding region: 315-743 (142 amino acids)
Biological process (GO): actin filament debranching; negative regulation of Arp2/3 complex-mediated actin nucleation
Cellular component (GO): actin cortical patch
Molecular function (GO): Arp2/3 complex binding; actin binding
Source: RefSeq, a predicted model, not a curated record
UCCCAAACUGUGGACAGAUCACUGAGCGAUACGUUUAUGAGUUUUGAAGUCAGAACAUACUGACUCUGUACGGCAAAUCAAAUCAGGGAUAAGAAAACUCCAGCUUGCCCUUUACAAAGAUGGCAGCUCGCUUUGGUUCCGUCAGACUGCGGUUUGACCACGCCUUCUGACAUAAUUUCUGCUUUCUGGUUGGACGUUUUCCAAAGUCACGUGACGUUUGGCUUUUUCUCCCUCUUACCGGGUGGUUGACUAGUCCGGGCAGAGCCAGAGCUUUUUUUUUUUACCGCGCAGUGUUGCCAGCCGGGGGAGCGGAUAUGAGUGAGUCCCUGGUUGUAUGUGAGGUCGAUGAGCAACUCGUGGAGAAGCUGAAGAAAUUCCGUUUCCGCAAGGAGACCAGCAAUGCUGCCAUCAUCAUGAAAAUUGACAAAGACAGGCGUCUGGUUGUCUUAGAAGAAGAACACGAGGGUAUUUCUCCAGAUGAACUCAAGGAUGAACUUCCAGAGAGACAGCCCAGGUUCAUAGUGUACAGUUACAAGUACCAGCACGAUGAUGGGAGAGUGUCGUAUCCGCUGUGUUUUAUUUUCUCCAGCCCUGUAGGGUGUAAACCAGAACAGCAGAUGAUGUACGCCGGGAGCAAAAAUAAACUUGUCCAGAAAGCUGAACUCACAAAGGUGUUUGAGAUCAGAAACACGGAGGACCUCACUGAAGAAUGGCUGAUCGAGAAGCUGGGUUUUUUCCACUAACCUGUAUUUUUUUCUAUGUCAGCGAGCCCGAAGUAUAUUCCCUUUAUACUUCUUAAUUCUCAUUUAGACAAGACGUCCACCCACCCUCCAAGUGUCUGUGCUGCAAAGAUGUGCAGGUUUUUUUU